AUGUAUGAUGAUUUGGAAGCAAUGAAUGACACUAUGAACAAGGGAGGUGAAGUUGUUAUGGUUGAUCUGACUGAUGUGUUUAGCACCAAUAUGAUGUUUGAUACGCGAGAUGAUUUAUUAAAAUGGGCUAGAAAUGUUGGAAGGGAAAAUAGAAUUGUCGUUGUUAUUUUUAGAUUCGAAACUGCGACAACACGACCAAGAACAAAGACAAAAUUAAUUCUUGGUUGUGAAAGAAGCAGUAAAUAUAGACCUUCGAAGAAUCUUAAACCUACGAGGAGUUCUUGGAGUAGAAAAUGUGAAUGUCCAUUUACACUGAGAGGUCAUGCUUUCUUAGGCCGAUUGUCUCAGGAAGAGAAAGUUGUACUUGGUGAUAUGACGAAAAAUAUGAUCAAACCAAGAAACAUAUUGAUGACAAUAAAGGAUCAUAAUGUUACAAGUUUGACGACAAUAAAACAAGUUUAUAAUCCACGUCAAGCAUAUCGUUCAUCACUUAGAGGUAAUAGAACAUAA
Molecule: messenger RNA, 510 nt
Organism: Cicer arietinum (chickpea)
Lineage: Eukaryota; Viridiplantae; Streptophyta; Magnoliopsida; Fabales; Fabaceae
Source: RefSeq, a predicted model, not a curated record